This is a messenger RNA of Hylaeus anthracinus, 7689 nucleotides long. RefSeq names its product homeobox protein cut (gene cut). Lineage: Eukaryota; Metazoa; Arthropoda; Insecta; Hymenoptera; Colletidae. The record is from RefSeq and is a predicted model, not a curated record. Gene Ontology annotation, biological process: regulation of DNA-templated transcription. The transcript is spliced from 9 exons. Bases 1365 to 6236 code for a protein of 1623 amino acids. Gene Ontology annotation, molecular function: DNA binding; DNA-binding transcription factor activity, RNA polymerase II-specific.
GUAUCGAAGAAAUAAAUCGAGGUGGGAGGGCGUCGAAUGCCGCGUGAAUCUCCAGUACAGCGGGAACGCAACCCUUCUUUCCGAUCAGGCCGUUGAAGUCACCGAUACUUCCGAUACCUGAUACAGCGCAUCGUGUCCUCGUGGCCAACGCUGGAAGGGAUGGCGUUGGCUGGUGGGGGCAGCCACCCUCGCGUUUUUGCGGUCUGUUUGCACCCGCGACCGCGUCGCGGCGCCACCGUACGGUCUGCGCGGCCGUCGUCCCUUGGCUCUGCGCGGAACAACUUUUGUCCAUGGUCCACGCUCCCGUGACCGCGCGAGGCGUCCCUUUUCGCGCGUCACGACGCGUCGCGUCGCCAUCGAACCCGUCCGAUCGCAGCGCGUUCUUACCGUUUACCCGUUUCCCCGAUUUUCCACGAGACUCGCGGCACCGAGCGGCUCGCGACCGAUACCGAGGGUCGACAAUAAUUCCGCCGGGGUGGGAAAGUGCGUGGCUGGAGGGAUGACUGCGAGGGCUGCAGGAGCCGAGCGUUCGAGUUAGUCUCGGCCAGAACACAGGCCCAGUAGGAUCUACGUGCACGUACUGGAGCCGCGUACGGUGCGUGGACUGAGGAAACAGAGGGUACGGAGGCCUUCCCCACCCCCUUGCAGGUCGCGAUCGCGAGUUCCGCAUGCGACGUGCAGUGUAUACCGACCACGAAAACAGGUGCACCAGGUUAGGAGCCUGCUAGGACGGGUCUCGUACACUCUCCCCUGAGGUCAGCUGCUGAUGCGAGACCAGACGAAACGAGACGAGGGAAGAACCGGAGCCAGUGAAGUGUGAUCGCGUGCAGUGCGGGUUUUAGCGUCGGUUUUUUCCGCGCGAGUGUGGGUGUGAUGCCGUCGCGUGAACCACAGGCAGCCUGACGACCGGCCGGGAUCGAGAUCCGAUCAUCUGGUGUCUCGAGCCAGGGUUGCUCCUCGAUGACUCUGGCGAACUCGGAAAGGACAUUGUGCGAUUUCGUGUGACCGUGGGACCAGUGUGUAGUGCAACAGGUCCAGUGUGUUCCGGGACAGUGUCCGGGACUAAGGAACAGGAAGAGACGGUAGCGACGGGCCCGCCGGCCGAGGCGUGCGCCCCAGGAGGCGUCGGCGGCGCCAGCAAUCGUAGGGGAACGGUUUUGGGCCCGGCGGUGAAGCUUGAAGCCGUCAAAGUGGCUUCGUCACUGGGCCUCCAGGGGCCAUCAGCGCCGAUCGGGGCCCAACUACUCACUGGCGGUUCGGAGGAUGCACCGGCCGUCUACCACGCGAAUCUGCUAGCCAGCAGCAACGCGUCCGUGCUCCAGCAGCCCGUUCUAGCGAGCCUGAACACGCCGGCACUGGCCAGCAUGCAGGCCUCUGCGGAGGCCAACUCGCUGGACAUUCAGGCCAUGCAAUCCAUGGACUGGCUGUUCAAGAAGGAGCGGAUAUACCUGCUCGCCCAGUUCUGGCAACAGAGGGCGACAUUAGCGGAGAAGGAAGUUUCCGCUUUAAAGGAGCAACUUGCCGCGGCAAAUGACGGGAAUUCGAAGACUGAGGGACAUCAAUUGUCUCAGACACCACAGGGAAGCGAACAGCAGCAGGUACACGAUGCGAGCAAUCCCAGGAGAACGCCCAACACCAACCUGGAACAGGAACUGCAAGCGAAGGACAAAGAGAUCAGCCAGCUGGUCGAGGAGGUGUCCAGGUUACAGCAGAGCCUGCAACGUCUCCAGGAGACCAGUGCACAGGCGACGGCGCGGCUGGAGGAAGAACUCGAGGCCCGCAGACAGCACAUCAGCAGACUGGAGAGCAAACUGGAGCGACAGAGGGACUAUGACGACCUGAAACGGGAAAUUAACGCACUGAGGUCGGUGGACCUGUCGCAGAUUCCCACAGGCGAGCCUGGCAAGAGCUUGGAACACCUUCUGAUGGAACGCUCGAAGGCGCUCCAGCAAACAGAAAACUUGAAGCCAACCAAUACUCCCGACGCGCUCGGUGGACUAUCGUCACCCCUGCAGCGCGCCUCGACCGCCUCGCCCCACGGGGUCGGGGGUGUACCGCCUUCGUCCCACGUGUCCUCCCAGCAACCACCGCCGCCGCCCCCAGCAGCAGUUUCCCUCCCACCGCGUUCCACACCGACACCGUCUUCGGCUACCUCGACGACGUCCAGCCUCCUCUUCCCACCUCCUCUCCAGAACGUCGAGACCUUCGGCUCCUUCCUCGGCGAAGAGAUCGUCGCCAACUGGAGGCGGACGUUGGAGAGGUCCAUCAUGAAUCAGCAGCAACAACAGCAACAGCAGCAACAACAACAACAGCAGCAGCAGCAACAACAACAACAACAACAACAACAACAGCAGCAGCAGCAGCAGCUUCAGCCGACUUCCUUGGGUCAAUUGGCGCAGCAACAGCUACAGCAAGCUCAACCGCUGAUCGGUCUGCACCCUCCGUCUACCACCAGUAGCAUAAAUCAUCUUCCAUCGCCAACGGACCCGUCGUCCAGUUCGAACACGCCAGCCAAAUCGAAUACCCCGUUAGGAACCACUCCACUGAGUUGCCUUGAUGCCGCCGAAAAGGCUCCGACGCCUGUGUCGGGCCACGAAACGCCCGCACCACCAACGCCGUCUUCGACCACCGCGUUAACGUCACCCCCGAGCUUUCAACCGCCCACGACGAUGAUCGAGACGAUCGCAUCUUCGGCGUCCGUGAACGGCGGUAGCAUGAUACCGGCCGUCCCGACGGCACCGCCACCAAAGAGUCCAGCGGACCAGGACUCUUGUCACAAUAACAACAACAGCCAUCAUCUGGCCAACAACAACAUCGGAGGUCUGAGCGUGCUGGAUACCCUGAAGAGCCCGUUUCGCUUCGACGACAGAACGCAUCCGUUCAGAUUCGGCGACGAGUAUGGCGCCGCGGGUAUGGCUGGUCGACUAGGCGAGUCGCUUAUCCCUAAAGGCGACCCCAUGGAGGCCAGGCUUCAAGAGAUGCUGCGGUACAACAUGGACAAGUACGCGUCGCAGAAUCUGGACACCCUGCACAUAGCCAGGAGAGUCAGAGAGCUGCUCUCGAUACACAACAUCGGUCAAAGGCUGUUCGCCAAGUACGUACUCGGGCUGAGCCAAGGCACCGUCAGCGAACUGCUGAGUAAACCGAAGCCGUGGGACAAACUGACGGAAAAAGGUCGCGACAGCUACAGGAAGAUGCACGGCUGGGCUUGCGACGACAACGCUGUACUGCUGUUGAAAUCCCUGAUACCCAAGAAAGAGUAUGUUUCAGGCAAGGAGCAAGGAAUGCCAGCGUUCGCGCGUGGACCACAGGAAGGUGGUCCGCCAGAAAUGAGCGACGAAAGGUUGGCGCAUAUCCUCUCGGAGUCUGGCCAUCUGCAGAUGAGGGGCGAGCACGAGAUAUCGAACGACGCGGACAGCAAGAGCCCGAGCAGAAUCGGCUGUCCGAGCCCGUUCAACAAGGACAGGCUCGACAGUCAAAACAGGAGACUGAAGAAAUACGAAAACGAUGACAUUCCGCAGGAAAAGGUAGUCAGGAUUUAUCAGGAGGAGCUAGCCAAGCUGAUGGGGAGAAGGGUCGAGGAUCUCCGCGGACCGCGAGAGUUCUCCACCAGUGCGAUGUUUCCGCACUUUUUCAGUAGCACCCAGGGCAGCCUUCAGGGCAUGGAGCGCACGCAAGACGACAUUCGAUUGGCCCUGGACGCGUACCACCGCGAGUUGCAGAAGCUGAACACGACGCCGGGCCAGAACCCCGCGUUGACUGGACUGCCAGGAUUACCAGGGCUCCCUGGGCUUCUGGCUCUUCAGCAGCAAGCCCUUCAGCAACACCAUCUGGCCACGAACGGCGGUGGCGUUCAGGAUCUCAGUUUGGGGAAGGUGGAUCCCAGGAGCAAGAUGAUAAACGGCGUCACGGAGGAAGAGAAGGAGAAGAUGGAGGAGGCCAUGAGACACGCGGGUAGCGCGUUUUCGUUGGUCAGGCCGAAACAGGAAACCGCCGCGCCUCAAUCCACCCCUAGCGGUUCCAGCGCGAGUUCACCGUUGGGCAACUCGAUUCUUCCGCCAGCGAUGACACCCAGCGAGGAAUUCUCUGGCGCGGCAGCCGCCAGUCCGCUACAGAGGAUGGCUUCGAUCACGAAUAGUCUGAUCAGUCAACCGUCCACGCCUACUCAUCACUCGGCCAACCAGAGGCCCCUAAAAGCGGUGCUUCCUCCCAUUACUCAGCAACAGUUCGACAUGUACAAUAACUUGAACACAGAGGACAUCGUGAAGAGAGUGAAGGAACAAUUGUCUCAGUAUUCCAUUUCCCAACGUCUUUUCGGUGAAUCCGUGCUGGGUCUUUCUCAGGGAUCCGUCUCCGACCUCCUGGCGCGGCCAAAGCCCUGGCACAUGCUCACGCAAAAAGGUCGCGAGCCGUUCAUCAGGAUGAAGAUGUUCCUCGAGGAUGACAACGCGGUGCACAAGCUGGUCGCCAGCCAGUACAAGAUCGCACCGGAAAAACUGAUGAGGACCGGCGGCUACGGUGGCCUGCCUCGUAAGUUUAACUCAGCCUGUGGAACACCAAUGAAGCCGAUGCCUCCGACGAAACUGGUUCAGGAACAGCUUCAGAACGCCGCGAAAGCACAGGCUGCGGCGCAGGCGGCCGCUCAGGCGGUAGCGCAGCAUCAGCAAGAAAACCAAAUACAGCUGGGACCACCCCAGCAGAGUCCCCAGCUCCCUCAACAUCCUCAGCCGCCGCCACCGAUGAUGCUGACGCCUCCAGGCCCUCUCCUCCCUCACACACAGCUCAGCAUGCAAGAGUUGCAGAAGAAGCAACAGCAGCAACAGCAACAACAGAUGAACCUUCACUCGCCCCAUCAUCAGAUGACUCCGUCUCCCCUUCGAGGACUCCACCCGCACAUCUCGCCCAGCGUAUACGAAAUGGCCGCGCUGACGCAGGACCUCGACACGCAAACCAUCACGACGAAGAUCAAGGAGGCGUUGCUGGCCAACAACAUCGGCCAGAAGAUCUUCGGCGAGGCUGUGCUCGGUCUGUCGCAAGGAUCCGUCAGCGAGCUGCUGAGCAAACCCAAACCAUGGCACAUGCUCAGUAUAAAAGGCAGAGAGCCGUUUAUAAGGAUGCAGCUGUGGCUGUCAGACGCCCACAACGUCGAUCGGCUGCAGGCCUUGAAGAACGAACGACGAGAAGCGAACAAGAGACGACGCAGCAGCGGACCAGGCCACGACAACAGCUCGGACACCUCGAGCAACGACACGGCGGAGUUCUAUCACGCGGCGUCGCCCGGUCCCGGACCCGCCUCGGCCAAGAAGCAGCGAGUCCUCUUCUCCGAGGAGCAGAAGGAAGCCCUCAGGCUCGCGUUCGCCCUCGACCCUUACCCCAACGUGGCCACCAUCGAGUUCCUCGCCAGCGAGCUGGCGUUGUCCUCGAGAACGAUAACCAACUGGUUUCACAAUCAUCGGAUGAGACUGAAGCAGCAAACGCCGCACGGCCAGCCCGAGCCACAAUCCCCCAGGGAACCUGGCCAGCCGUUCGACCCAGUUCAGUUUAGAUUGCUGUUGAACCAAAGACUGUUGGAGAUACAGAAGGAGAGAUUGGGCUUGGGCAACGUGCCCCUGCCGUACUCCCCGUACUUCAACCCCAACCUGGCCGCCCUGGUAGGGAACGCUCUGAAGGAGCAGUGUUCAGGCCUGGAUUUGUCGAUGAGCUCGUUGAAGAGGGAGCCGAACCAGGAGUUCGAGGACGAGGACGCCGAAGACGCCAUGAGCAACCUCGGUAGCGAAGACUCGGAGGGAUCGGCGGGUAGCAUAAAGAGGGAACCCGCGGAGACACCCACCGCGCCAGCCACGGUCAGAUCCAAUCGAAGGAAACCCGCAGCGCCGCAGUGGGUGAACCCCGAGUGGCAGGAGCCGCCCAGGACGGGCGACGAGGUGAUCAUCAACGGCGUUUGCGUGAUGCAAACGGACGAUUACGGGGUGAAGAGAGAGGCAGAGGAGACCGUUAGGGUCGAACCAACCCCCGUGCAGGACAGAUACGAGGAAGACGCGCAAAGCGACGUGUCUUCCGUAUCGGCGAAUAACGGUCAGGAACGGGACAGCCCUCUGCCCAGUCCGAAAUCGGGACAGAACAGUCCCGUGACGUCGCCCAGGCCGCCCUCCACGCAACAAACGCAACAGUGCACGGACGAGAGUCCCAAAGACAACGUGGUUAAACACGAGCCAGAGGAAACGUGGGAUUAUUAAGCGUGGGAUUAGCAGAUGCCCGGUCCGCGAGACCUGGUUGGACAAAACGGAGGGUGUGAUCGAAGUGGACAACGUUGAAACAUGCCAAAAUGACGCUGCAGAAGUACGGUCCCCAUGUUGCCGACGACUACGGCCUAGUUAAGUUCUUAAUGAGGAAGAAACAAAAACCAGUCAUAGGAUUCGGCCAGGUCCGAUUGGCCGAGUCCUGCCUACCACGAGGGCAUUAUCAUAGGGUGGCGAAUACAAAGUAGGAUACGUGAACAAAAAUUAAACAAAAAAAAAAAAAUUUCGAAAGACACGCAGACGUGCAUUGGAACCCUUCGGUCGACUGAAAGCUACCAGCGGGGGAGGCUGCUAUCGAGGAAGAUGGAGCUCAAUCAAAAGAACUGUUUUUUCGUAACGCUGCCGAUAUACGGUUUACGGAACAGUGUGUUGGUGUGCACGGAUACUACAGCGGAUUUGUAUUGUUAGAAGACUGUAAACGCGACGAGGGGUAGCUCAGGAAAUGGGGGCAAAUCGUCGCACAUCUCGCUCGAAAAUCCGAAGAAACCCUGGCCGCUUCCGUUUUCGAGCGGACGAAGGAAGGGGAGGGGGAAGGUAGGAGAGACCAGGUAUAAGUUACAAAAGAAAGAGAAAGAGAAAACAAACAAACGAGAAUCGGAAAACGGAAAGGGUCCGGGUUCGUCAGAGUGCAAUCUACGAAUAACCAGUUGUUAGAUCAAAUUAUUAUUAAUUUUAUCUAAUUACGCGUCAAGAUGAGCGAUUAAUAAUUAUUGCAUAAUUGUGAUUCAUGUUAUAUUGUUUAUACACUUCUCCUAUCCCAUAGUUGUUAAGCUGUUAAUGUUACUACACUCCGCUCUCCGAUUACGUACCUUUUUAUCUUGUUCGGUUAGAAACGCGUCGUUCUUAUUUCUAUUUCUUUUUUUCAUUUUUUUUUUCGGAAAAUGGAGAAGAAAAAAUGGUUAGAAAAGUGAAAACGUCCUCUCGCUCUUUUUCCUGCUUCUUAGUUGCGCGUCGAUUCGCGAAAGAACGAGCGAUCGAUGAUCGAGAGUAGUCUGGUCGACGGUGUUGUCCAAUUUUGUCGGCUCUUUCGCGAACUGGCGGGCAACGCGAACCGGAACAACAAUCUGUCCACUUCUGAAUAGUCUUUGUUUUCUUUUCUAUUCCCGCGUAGAGAAAGCUAGUUAUACGUGACGAUCGGUGAUCGAGGUUAUCAGUUACUACCAAUAUUACUGUAUUAUUAGGCUUACGUUAUCAUUGCUAUUUUAUUAUUAUUAUUAUUAUUAAUAUUAUUAUUAUUAUUAUUAUUAUUAUUAUUAUUAUUAUUGAUUAUAUUGUAUUAUUUUAUUACCAUUCGAAUUCUUAUCGCGAUAACGAUACGGCUUACGAAGCCAAUGUGAUAGAGCUUAUAUGCGAUGAUAAAAUUUAAAAAAAAAUGCGACAUACCAGGGAG